Messenger RNA from Xylaria bambusicola, 511 nucleotides. RefSeq lists its product as uncharacterized. Lineage: Eukaryota; Fungi; Ascomycota; Sordariomycetes; Xylariales; Xylariaceae. Bases 55 to 396 code for a protein of 113 amino acids. The record is from RefSeq and is a predicted model, not a curated record. The transcript has a single exon.
UGGACUCAACCACUGGGUACACCGUGGUACAUCAAUGCUGAAGUUGACCUCGUAAUGGCAAAUCUGGACAAAAGUCUGGACACCCCUUACUUCAACAACCACCCUGAUGAAAAAGAGGCACUGAAGCGACAAUUGGAAAAUCUUUCGGCUACCGCUUUUAGCCUGCAGCAACUGCUAUUCGACCUUGACAACGCAGCACUUCAGGAUGUUCCAUCUAUUGGCGGCAUACCAGCUGACUCCAACGCAGAGUAUGUGCUUACGAAGACCUGGACAAAUCUAUACAGCAAAGCCGCUAAGGAGCGCGGAUGGCCACUGCUAUCAGUGUCCGCGACAGUGCAAACACCAGAUCCCUCGCAACUUCAGAUGACGGCGUUCGAGCGACGUAUGUACCCCUGAAAUCAUCCUUUUCUACUCAUCGCAAUUUAGAGAAAAUUUAUCAUAUUGAAGCGUAGCCGAUGUAUCUAGGAGUAUGCAGCAGUUCUAAGAGCCCAUCUAGUUUUCCUCAAGGAGU